AUGUGGAAGACUCUCGUGAGUCAUUACGAUGAGGUUUCGAACACGACAAGGCAAGCUGCAUUGGAAGCGUAUAAUGAUUAUCAUUGGAAAGAGGAUAUGACCGUAGACGUCAUAUAUUUCGGGACUUAUGCUCAUAGAAAACAAGCUCAAGGUCUACCGCAAAAAUUUGAAAAUUUCAAGCAAGUAUGGCGGAUUUGUCCCACGAAGGACAUUACGGUGGAACAAUUGCAAGCAAAGUUACUAGAUGUCGAACGCGAUGUUGGAGCAACGCCAUCUGGAAACCACGGUGUAGCACUAUCGGGUCAGAAAGAUCGCGAUGAUAAAAGCAAGAAGAAAGCUGUUUGUAAAAAGGAUAGGAAGAAGCUGCAGUGUCAUAAUUGCAAAGGCUUUGGACAUUUUGCUCGCGACUGUCCAUCUGAGAAGAAAGAUAAGAGCUCAGGAGGAAGUUCGUCUGAUAAUCGAGCAUUGAAUCCCCCGGAAGAAGUAAAAGUGGGCGACGGCAGGAUUCUAAAGGCUACAGCUAUCGGUAAAAUAAAUGUAAAAGUCCAUGAUGGAGAAAAAUGGGUACCACGAUGUCUCAAGGAUGUAAGAUUAGUUCCUGAUUUUGGGCCGCUCAAUCUUUUCUCUAUUGUAGCCACGACCGACAUGGGCUAUGAAGCGCAUUUCAGUAAGUCAACGGUGGUGGUUAAGAAUUCAGAAGGCGACGUUAUUGUCCGUGGUGUCAAGAAAGGACAUUCGACGUAUCGAAUGUUAAUCAAAGUAGAGAAACCGGCUGAAGCUUGUGUUGUUCAGAAGGAGGUCUCUGCGUCAUGGGACUUGGCAUCGCAGACUUGGACAUGCAGGAAAGGACAAAGUAAAAGAGCUGCUGAAAUCUAA
Camponotus floridanus (Florida carpenter ant) is the source of this 876-nucleotide messenger RNA. RefSeq lists its product as uncharacterized. The record is from RefSeq and is a predicted model, not a curated record. The transcript is spliced from 3 exons. Gene Ontology annotation, molecular function: nucleic acid binding; zinc ion binding. NCBI's taxonomy places the organism in Eukaryota, Metazoa, Arthropoda, Insecta, Hymenoptera, Formicidae. Bases 1 to 876 code for a protein of 291 amino acids.